Molecule: messenger RNA, 1082 nt
Organism: Bursaphelenchus okinawaensis
Lineage: Eukaryota; Metazoa; Nematoda; Chromadorea; Rhabditida; Aphelenchoididae
Source: the annotation of a GenBank genome assembly
AUGGCGGCCAAAGAGAUAUUGCAAUCAGCCAUCCAGCAGAUAUUUCCCAAGAACUGCUUCGACACAAUGAUUGUAGAGAUGGACUUCUUGAAUAGUAAGUGUAAUAUCGUUUGAUUAUUUGUUUUUAGAGGAGUGCUUGCCUGCUGUGUUCAGUAGAUGUCUUGGAUUUGCUUUGACCGCCGGUUCAUUGGGUAUUUUGGUACCUCAAAUCUUGAAGAUCAAGAGCAAUAAGUCUGGAGCGGGUAUCUCUUUGAUCGCACAAGCUCUGGCAUUAGUAGCUGCUGGUUCUACAGCUGGAUACAGUUACGAAAAAGGAUUUGCUUUUAGGUGUGUUGCGGUUUUUGUUGAUUUAAAUUAUUUUUAGACAACACAUCUUUUUGUAAACUUUUUUGUUUUACAUGACGCCUAAAUUUUAAUAGCUUUUGACAUAUUAUUUGGUAUUUUGUGUUAUUGAGCUCUAAUCUGUUAAUUUUUAGUCAAUGGGGAGAUUCUUUAGCUGUUUUCGUGCAAACAGCUAUCAUAAUCAUGCAGAUAUUACACUACAAUGGAAACACACCGAGUGCGUUCUCUUUUAUGGCUGUUACUUGGAUGUUGACAACUGCUGUCAUGUAUCAUCAUGUACCGAUGAAAGUUUUGGUAUUGCUGCAGUCUUCGACGAUUCCUAUUAUCACAGCUUCCAAGGUAAUUUGUUAUAUAUUACCUAGUUUUCUGUCUUGGUUAGUCAGUGUCAGAACAGAGUAUUUUGGUAAACAAACACGUUUGCAAACGGGAUAUUGUAAAGAGUAAAUGUUGAGAAAGAAUAAAAAGAAAUAUAGUAUUAAUAUACAUUAUUAUUAUUACUCUUUGUUUAGGGAAUUCAAAUCUGGACAAACUACAAACAAGGAUCGACUGGGCAAUUGUCUCCGAUCUCUGUAACGUUAGCUUUCUUGGGUUGUGUAGCCAGAAUCUUUACCUCAAUUCAAGAAACCGGAGAUAACUUGGUAAUUAUAUCUUACGUGGUAGCUACAACACUCAACUUCAUCUUGGUUGCUCAAUUGGUCAUCUACUGGAACGUUGACGACAAGAAAAAGAAGAAGGAAUAA